This is a messenger RNA of Cajanus cajan (pigeon pea), 812 nucleotides long. RefSeq lists its product as uncharacterized. Lineage: Eukaryota; Viridiplantae; Streptophyta; Magnoliopsida; Fabales; Fabaceae. The record is from RefSeq and is a predicted model, not a curated record.
AUUCAUAAUUGCUUGAGGGUUAUUAAAUUAAGGUCAAUCAAGAUUGAAAGAAUGGACACACACCAUGAGAGAGAGAGAGAGAACUUUGGCUGAGUUAAUUAAAGAUCUAUAAAUAAAGAACAUAAGAGAGAUAGAUAGAGAGAGAAAGAAGAGUGAAUGAGACAUGGAUGUGAAGAAUAUUGUGGUGGUUGUGGAAGAUGUGGAAGCAGCAAGAACUGCUCUACAAUGGGCACUUAGAAACAUCAUUCGCUAUGGUGACAUAAUCACCCUUCUCCAUGUCUACUACCACUCCACAAGAUCAAGAAGCAGAACCAAAGCACGUCUUCUUCGACUCAAUGGCUUCAAAUUGGCCCUUUCCUUUCAAGACAUGUGCAACAACUACCCCAAUACAAAGGUUGAAAUCAUUGUCACGGAAGGGGACCAAGAAGGAACCAAGAUCGCUGCCACGGUGCGAGAGAUUGGAGCCUCCAUGCUUGUGGUUGGACUCCAUGAUUCUAGUUUUCUUUACAAAAUGGCAAUGGGCCAUUCCCAUAAUGGCAUAGCCAGCAUUUUCAACUGCAGAGUACUUGCCAUCAAGCAACCUCAUGCGUCACCAAUGAGGCCCAUGAUAUCUUCAGUGUCUGUGCUAGACAGUUCAACCAACAUGGAUUUUUCACAAAUUCAUGUUUCUAGAUUACAAAUUGCAUUAUUUCAGAGUCCCUCCUACCUCUCCACCAAAAAUUCCAUACCGUAUAUGUCCUAACCCAUCUGCAAUUAUUUGGAGAUCAAGGAAAUCUAGGAGAAGGUGAAGGACACAACUUCGUACAGAAAAA